AUGUUCGUGCACUUAGGUGGUGACGAGAACUCGAAACCGACAUAUUUUGAAGUUAUUGCAGCUGACCGACUUGUGCCAAGCUUAAAGGCGGCAGUAAUCUAUGCGCUUUCGGUCUUUUCCCAGCGGCAUCCUUGGGUGUACCGACUUCUUAACUACGAUGACGAGGUGUUCGCGCUUCUCACGCUAGUCCUCGACGGCCACAGCCUACUGAGCUCCGACAGCACCUUCUCAGACAGCUUGUAUGGGUUGAAGCUGCAGCCCCUGCGUCCGGGGCAGAACGGCCGGGAACGCCUGACACGUCGGCAACGCUGGCUCGUACUUGCCUGCAAAGUUCUGCUGCCCUACCUUAAAUCCAAAGCGGAUAAGGUUAUCCGCCGCUCCGCCUCUGCUUCGGGCGGCAUACUUGCGCUUGCGUUGCGAUACGGUGGAGAGCAGGGCUCCUCCACCGCCGCCGCCACCGCCGCGUCCUCAGGGCCCCCAGGUCGGAGAGCCCAUGGCGGGGAGGCCGAGGGGGAGGCUGAGGGGGAGGGGGAGGGGGCGUCCGGCGACCUGCGGGAGCGGUUGGUGAGGGCCUUUGUGGCGGCUUACCCCUGGCUGCACGCCGCCUUGGAGGGCACGACAUUCGCUUACCAUCUGUCGUACCUUCUCGGUGCAAGUUCCGUACACCAUCCCGUACUACAUGCCCUCGGUGUGAGCGUCGCCCGCACCUCGGCCAAGGACCUUAUGGAUGCUGACAAGGCGAAGCAGGCAAGCCGUCAGGCGUUGCUGCAGGCGCUGAGGGCGAGCAGGGCAGCGGCGGCGACAGCAGCCACUGCGGCGUCCGGGAGUCGUACGAUGCGCGGCGCCGCGGCAGCGGCGCGGCAUGCCGUCACCACGGGGCGUUACGGCUUGGUCCGGGGCCUCCUGGCGGCUAGGUGGCUACUAGAGGACCACGCGCGCAGCAGCCUCAUCUUGGCGGUAUUUGGAUUUAAGGCUCUGGAGUGGUGGUACUCCACGGCGGAGGGGUCACUGGCGCGCAGCAAGGUCCUGCCGCCGCCGCCGCCACCGCCGCCACCGCGGCCCGUGCCGCCGCCGGGGGGGGUCGGACUGCCCGCGGACCCGUCAGACUGUCCGUUGUGCAGGAAACGCACCACUAACCCCGCCACCAUCGCCACCUCGGGCUACGUGUUCUGCUACCCUUGCGCUUUCAACCACGUCAUGCAGCACGGCUGCUGCCCCGUCUCGCUGCUGCCGGCAGGACUAGACCACGUACGGAAACUGUACGAGGCCGCGUAG
Molecule: messenger RNA, 1275 nt
Organism: Volvox carteri f. nagariensis
Lineage: Eukaryota; Viridiplantae; Chlorophyta; Chlorophyceae; Chlamydomonadales; Volvocaceae
Exons: 8
Coding region: 1-1275 (424 amino acids)
Biological process (GO): protein monoubiquitination; protein import into peroxisome matrix
Cellular component (GO): peroxisomal importomer complex; peroxisomal membrane
Molecular function (GO): ubiquitin-protein transferase activity; protein binding; zinc ion binding
Source: RefSeq, a predicted model, not a curated record